Messenger RNA from Sorghum bicolor (sorghum), 2355 nucleotides. RefSeq names its product LEAF RUST 10 DISEASE-RESISTANCE LOCUS RECEPTOR-LIKE PROTEIN KINASE-like 2.7. Gene Ontology annotation, biological process: protein phosphorylation. The record is from RefSeq and is a predicted model, not a curated record. The transcript has 3 exons. Lineage: Eukaryota; Viridiplantae; Streptophyta; Magnoliopsida; Poales; Poaceae. Bases 38 to 2077 code for a protein of 679 amino acids. Gene Ontology annotation, molecular function: polysaccharide binding; ATP binding; protein kinase activity.
GGACGUGCUAGAACUGAUCGAAUAUAUAAUCGCGUCCAUGACGAUUUCCGAUACGCUUCAUAGAUCUGCCUUCUUUCAAGCCGCCGCUACUGUCUUGUGUGUGCUCGCGGUUCUCGUAGCACACGUUGGGGGAAUAAGGAGCUACAGCAACAGCAGCCGGUAUGUGUGCCCUACUUUCUCCUGCGGUGAACUUAGAGACGUUUCUUAUCCUUUCCGUCGACGGGAAGAUCCAGAUGGCUGCGGUGUUCCAUCGUACGAGCUGUCCUGUAGCGACACCAAAGCUACGAUUCAGAUGAACACAGGGACCUACUAUGUGGUCGACAUAAACUAUACGGGUUCUUCCUUCGUGGCCGUAGACGCAAGCUUGGACAUGCAAAGCAGCUGCCCUCUUCCUCGCUGGGAUCAUGUUCCUUAUGUUUAUGGCCUGUGGGCGUCGCCAUUGGACGCCCACGUCAUGGAGCUGUCCCUUGCUCCAGAAGUUGCAUGGGCAAACUUUGUGAAUUGCUCGAAGGCUGUAAGAAAUAAUCAUAUGUACAGAAAAGUUGAGUGCCUGAGCACGAACUCUUCUUAUGUUUAUGUGCACACUAAAGGGGACCUAUUAUUUGCUGUUCAAGACCUUGAGGCCUCCUGCGGAAACUUGGCCUUGAUUCCUUUCGGUGGUGUUGGUGGACAGAUUGCACCUGUGAAUGUAGGUUCUGCAGAUGCGGUGAUGAGAUUCAUGAGGCAUGGCUUUGCGGUUCGAUUUCCAUAUCACUAUGGACAGACGACACAGAGAACAUGGCAGGAAUUCUUCUACGACGACAUACACUAUUUCAUUCGCAAUUUCCGUACGGAAGGAAUCAAAUAUCAGAUUUUAGAUAUUUUAAAAGGGGAUUAUUACAUUUUGGACAAGUUUCUUAUUCAUUAUUAUGGACAACAGUUUCCUCAUUACCAAGUUGCUAUAACCUUGUGCAUUAUAAGGUGGAUUCUUGUACUAUCACUAUUAUGCCGGUUCAUGUUGGCGCCCCUGUCGGUGUUGAUCUUCCUUGCACACAAGUACUGGAAAGCAAGAAUAACAAUCGACGCAGUCGAAAAGUUUCUCCGGAUGCAACUGAUGCUCGGUCCAACAAGAUACGCCUACACAGACAUCAUCGCGAUCACGAGCCAUUUCAGAGACAAGCUCGGCAAAGGGGGCUAUGGCUCUGUGUACAAGGGUGUGCUCCUCCCGGGCAACGUCCAUGUCGCCAUCAAGAUGCUGGGUAAUUCCAACUGCAACGGAGAAGACUUCAUCAGUGAAGUGUCCACCAUUGGUAGGAUUCACCACGUCAAUGUGGUGCGUCUUGUGGGGUUUUGCUCCGAGGAAAUGAGGAGGGCGCUAGUCUAUGAGUACAUGCCCAAUGGCUCACUUGACAAGUACAUCUUCUCAUCAGAAAAAUGUUUCUCCUGGGACAAACUCAAUGAAAUUGCUUUGGGUAUCGCCAGGGGGAUUGACUACCUGCAUCAGGGUUGUGACAUGCAGAUUGUACACUUUGACAUCAAGCCAGAAAACAUCCUUCUUGACAACAACUUCAUUCCGAAAGUAGCUGAUUUUGGGCUCGCCAAGUUGUGCCCAAGGGAUGACAAUUUUGUGCCAAUGAGCGCAAUGCGGGGAACAAUAGGGUACAUAGCUCCUGAGAUGAUAUCUCGGUGCUUUGGCAACAUAUCCAGCAAAUCAGAUGUGUACAGCUUUGGGAUGCUACUAUUGGAGAUGGCGGGUGGGCGUAGGAACGCGGAUCCGCAAGCAGGAAGCUCAAGUCAGGCAUACUACCCAUCGUUGGUGUAUGGCCAGUUGACCCGACAAGAAGAAGGUGAGAUCAGUGAUGCUGUUGAUAUGCACGAGUUGGAGAAGAAGCUAUGCAUUGUUGGGCUUUGGUGCAUCCAAAUGAGGUCUCAUGAUAGGCCAACGAUGAGUGAGGUCAUAGAUAUGCUUGAAGCUGGGAUCGAUGGAACGGAAAUGCCUCCGAGGCCCUUCUUUUGUGAUGAUGAGCAGGUUCCUAGGGUCGGUUCUUACUAUAUAUCAUCCGAAAUGACAGUAAUAUCUGAGGAAGAGGAGGAUUAAAUAAUAAGGUUCUAGCUUAUGUCAAGCAGCUAAUAGAUGUAUGCGCUACCAAUUGUUUAGUUAUCUACUAAGCAAUUAGGAUACAGAAAUAUUGUUUUCCUUUAAGAAGAUAUACAGGAUACAUUCCUGCAACAAUUUGUAUCUGUUGUAUUCUUCCUAAGACUAAGAAGUGGCUUCCUUGUAUCUUCUGUCAUUUUCAACACAAUCGUUGUAUCUUCUUUCCCUUCUUUUGAAAUGUUUAGAUGGUCCAAUCGCGCAUCCAGAAACAGAUCAGAGCA